This is a messenger RNA of Solanum lycopersicum (tomato), 608 nucleotides long. The record is from RefSeq and is a predicted model, not a curated record. Lineage: Eukaryota; Viridiplantae; Streptophyta; Magnoliopsida; Solanales; Solanaceae.
GUUGUUCCAACUGAGUAUAGAUAUAUAUCAAAAGAAGUUUUACCAACAAAUCAAUUUUCUGUAACGGAGUACUUUUCUCCCAUCCAUGAUUUUGAACGGACAUGGCCAGCUGUAUACUUCUUAUAUGAUCUGUCACCAAUUACCGUGACCAUUAGAGAAGAACGUCGCAGUUUUCUGCACUUCAUCACUCGGCUCUGUGCAGUUUUGGGUGGUACAUUUGCCUUGACAGGCAUGCUAGAUGGAUGGAUGUACAAGAUUCUUGAAUCUGUUACAAAGAAAAACAGCAGAACUAUUGUGCGCUAAACGUCGAAUCAUUGCACUACUGAUAUGUUCAGGCAAAGCUGAAUUGCAGAUCACUGGUGAUCUAGGCAAAAGCUUUAGCAAACAAAGCAGAUCAACAUUAUGUUUAUGAACAAGUUGUUUUUAUCCCCAGUGGUUUUGUAGCACUAGAAGAACAAUACCCAAGUUUAUUCUAGAGAAGAAAAUGUAUUAUUCAUUGGUUUAUGUAACAAAACCUAGGAAUAUGAAACAUUUUGCUGUCAAUUUUGCUCAGUUGUUGAAAACUGAAAAUGUUAUAUAAAUCAACAUAUUGAUAUCUUUUUAUCAGA